UAUUACCCAUUUUAAUCUAUUUGUCAUUUACAAAUUAAAUAGUGAAGUGUAAGCUAAUUUCUAUUUUUCUAGUGUAUUUUAGAAGAGACGUCACGGUUUUUAAGUCAAGCAAAUAAAAAUGAAAGAGAAACCAUGCAAAAUUAUGCAAAUAAGUAUGGAAUGUUGCAUACAUUUUUCAUAAUUUCCAAUUACAUGGGAUCUUUGGUAGUUAUACUGGGUCCCUUAUUUAUGUCAUCACGCUUUCCAACCGAUGCGAAAUAUCCAUUUUCAGUAGAUUCUGAACCAAUUAAAUAUCUCAUAUAUGCUCAUCAAACAUUGUGUGGCUUUCAAGUUUCAGCUGCUAUGAGCGUUGAUUGUUUAGUAGGGUACCUCUUAUGGUUUGUUGCCGCAAGGUUCGAUUUAUUGUCUCGCGAUUUUCGAUCUGCUAAAACUGAAAAGGAAUUUUACUUAUGCGUUCAAAACCAUCAAAAUUUACUUAGAUAUGCAGAUGAAAUAAUGAAGACUGUUUGUUUUCUCAUUUUUACAACCAUAUCGGUUGCAACGUCUGGAAUGGUUUUUUGUAGUAUACAUAUUUUUACAGUGAGUAAAACAACUUUUAACUGCAAGGAAGAGUAGUGUUUUUAAUUUCAACGAAUAAAAAGUUAUCUUUAAUAAUAUAUACUUUUCAAAUAGCCAGAAACAUUAAUCAUAAAAUUACAAUCGGCAGUGAUUGUUUGUGCUGGAUGUGGAUUAUUAUUCGUUUCAUCCUGGUCAGCUGAAUAUGUAAUCCUUACGGUAAAAUAUAUUAUAGACACUAAUUACGUUCACAAUUAUUAGAAUUAUUUACUUUAUAGUUAAUAAUUAAAUCAAAAUAAAUAAAUUUUUCUUUAAUUCGUACAUUUUUAUUUAACACGCACUUAAACUGUCAGGUUAGCAGUUCACUUUACACAUUAUUUACUAUUAAAAUUAAACCAUUAUUUAACUUCACUCUUGCUCAAAUCAAUUGAAAAACCGAUUUACUUUUAUUAGCAAUAGUUUAUUUCAUUAUAUUUCAUUGAUUUGCACCAAAAAUCAUCUUCUAAGCAGUUCUAAGCAAUUAUUGAGCUUUGCUUGAAAACUGAUUUUAUACAUUUGUCA
Molecule: messenger RNA, 1116 nt
Organism: Leptopilina heterotoma
Lineage: Eukaryota; Metazoa; Arthropoda; Insecta; Hymenoptera; Figitidae
Exons: 1
Coding region: 133-615 (160 amino acids)
Biological process (GO): sensory perception of smell; detection of chemical stimulus involved in sensory perception of smell
Cellular component (GO): plasma membrane
Molecular function (GO): odorant binding; olfactory receptor activity
Source: RefSeq, a predicted model, not a curated record